AUGGCGAGUCGCGGUGGCCCAUCUAGACGCGUUCCUGAAAAUGAAGAUGCCAUUACAUACGUUCAGUGUGAUGGACUGGCGGUGAUGAAAAUAGUGAAACACUGUCAUGAAGAAUCAUGCAGUAAUAUGGAAGUGGCUCAGGGAGCCCUACUCGGGCUUGUGGUGGAAAAUCGAUUGGAGAUCACCAACUGCUUUCCGUUCCCCAAACACGAUGAUACGAUGGAUGAGGAGGAGUAUCAGCUCGACAUGAUGCGUAGACUACGUAGAGUCAACGUUGAUCACUUCCAUGUUGGAUGGUACCAGAGUGCGGAUGUUGGUAACUUCUUGAGUGAAUCACUGUUAGAGUCCCAGUAUCACUAUCAGACAUCCAUUGAAGAAAGUGUUGUUGUUAUUUACGACACUAAGAAGUCCGCUAGAGGCUUCUUGACUUUGAAGGCUUAUCGUCUUACUCCUCAGGCGAUUGCCAUGUACAAAGAGAAGGACUACACACCAGAAGCCUUGCGUAACCUUAAGAUAGGUUAUGAGAACCUGUUCAUUGAGGUUCCUAUAGUGAUCAGGAAUUCACCGCUCACUAACAUUAUGAUGUCGGAGAUCUCUGAAAUGAUCCCUGAAGAAGAAGGGUCCAAGUUCCUUGAUUUAGGAACUGCUUCUGUGCUUGAAGGACAACUCCGAAGUCUUAUGGAGCGUGUGGACGAACUGAACCAGGAAGCAAUUAAGUUCAACCGUUACCAAUUAUCAGUGGUCCGUCAACAGCAAGAGAAGCAUCGUUGGCUGCUAAAACGAGCUCAGGAGAAUGCUGCUCGAGCUGCAAAGGAUGAAGCUCCUCUACCCGAAGAAGAUGUAAACAAGCUGUUCAAACCCUUGCCUGUACCACCGAGAAUGGUUCCAAUGAUAGUUGCCGGCCAAAUAAACACAUACAGCCAACAUAUCAGCCAAUUCUGCUCUCAAAGCCUGGCCAAACUGUAUCUGACACAAGCAUUACAGAACGCUAAGGACACCAAGCAGAAUAACUAG
This is a messenger RNA of Danaus chrysippus (African queen), 1014 nucleotides long. NCBI's taxonomy places the organism in Eukaryota, Metazoa, Arthropoda, Insecta, Lepidoptera, Nymphalidae. The record is from the annotation of a GenBank genome assembly.